Messenger RNA from Saimiri boliviensis boliviensis (Bolivian squirrel monkey), 589 nucleotides. The record is from RefSeq and is a predicted model, not a curated record. NCBI's taxonomy places the organism in Eukaryota, Metazoa, Chordata, Mammalia, Primates, Cebidae.
UAGCGGUUCUGUUUUCCCUGUCUUUAUUUCCUUCACAAUCGGCUGCCAUCCGAGGAGCUGAGGAAGCUUAGAGCUCUCAGGAGCAGUCUUUUGAGCUGGCAUAGGGGCAAGCGGCAUACGAGGGAGGCUGGUGGUGAGGAAAUUUCUUUCUUUGAUCUUCGGAAAUCCUUUCUUCCUGGAGGCCUCUCCAAAGCCGCACUCAGAAUGGUCCAGCGUUUGACAUACCGACGUAGGCUUUCCUACAAUACCGCCUCUAACAAAACUAGGCUGUCCCGGACCCCUGGUAAUAGAAUUGUUUACCUUUAUACCAAGAAGGUUGGGAAAGCACCAAAAUCAGCAUGUGGUGUGUGCCCAGGCAGGCUUCGAGGGGUUCGUGCUGUACGACCUAAAGUUCUUAUGAGAUUGUCCAAAACAAAGAAACAUGUUAGCAGGGCCUAUGGUGGUUCCAUGUGUGCUAAAUGUGUCCGUGACAGGAUUAAGCGUGCUUUCCUUAUCGAGGAGCAGAAAAUCGUUGUGAAAGUGUUGAAGGCGCAAGCACAGAGUCAGAAAGCUAAAUAAAAAAUGAAACUUUGAGUAAUAAAAAUGAAAA